AUGAAUGGUACUCAAACCAAACACCCCGCAUCUCUCCCCACGCCCAACAGGACGUAUAAACUCCAAGUGAGGAGAUCCAGCGGCGACGACGACGACGGCGCCGCUGGAUCUGCGCUUUACAACUCAUGCCAACUUGACCGCUGUUGGAAGGCAAACGCAUCUGCUCCUCCAAAACGGAGAGACGGAGAGCUGUCCUGGCUGUCCUCGCGCGGAACGGGGAACGGAAAGUUCAAAUGCCCAUGGGCGAAAGAAAAGCGGGGAUGUGGGAUUGUUCCUUCGGAAGUGGGCGAGUAUGUAGAGUACUGUUUUCAAAACGACUACGGCCACGGCUACGACUACGAUUACAUACGACUAUCCAGUGCCCCCCGGCCUUCCCCCCUUCUAACACCUGAAUGUUGCGCACCACCUCCCAAGGUCCACUUCCCACAUCCCAAGCACUCUGGGUACUCUACUCUACUCUACUCUGGAGUCUACGCAUGCAUCCUGCAUUGCAUCGGCAUCGACAUCGACAUCGACGACAUCGAUAUCAUCUCGAAGCCCCUCCGAGCCCCUCCACCCCUCUCUCCAUCUCUCUACAUUUGUGAUGUGUGCUCGCGGUGCUCGACUCGACUCGGCUCACUCGCAUGGCUGCCGUACCGUAACUACGUGCGGACUCCACCACGACCACCACCGCCGCCGCCACCACUACCCUCUCGCGGGGGCGUUUCUAGAUACAACUCUGGUGCCGGUGAACCGGGUGAGCGGGCGCGACGCGCCGCCGACGACGACGACAGACAUCAGACAUCUCUCAUCUCCCAUCUCCUAGGCAAGCAAGCCCCAGGGGAGGGGGGAGUGGAGGGGAGGGGCUAG
Messenger RNA from Tricharina praecox, 849 nucleotides. RefSeq lists its product as uncharacterized. Bases 1 to 849 code for a protein of 282 amino acids. The record is from RefSeq and is a predicted model, not a curated record. The transcript has 11 exons. NCBI's taxonomy places the organism in Eukaryota, Fungi, Ascomycota, Pezizomycetes, Pezizales, Pyronemataceae.